Messenger RNA from Alternaria triticimaculans, 747 nucleotides. RefSeq lists its product as uncharacterized. The coding region runs from base 1 to 747 and encodes 248 amino acids. The transcript is spliced from 4 exons. NCBI's taxonomy places the organism in Eukaryota, Fungi, Ascomycota, Dothideomycetes, Pleosporales, Pleosporaceae. The record is from RefSeq and is a predicted model, not a curated record.
AUGGCAUCGCCAGAAUACCCCAAAACCGCCGUCAACAAACUCGGUCGAUUGGCGAAUCGAGUAAACGCCUGUCCAAUCCUCCACGUCUCCUUCGUGGAUCCAGAGCAUCCUUUCCCGGUCGUCUUGCCAAUGCUGGGAUGUACGGGUAACUACGAGGAUCAAUCCGCAGACCCCUCCACCACCCCCCAAUCCCUCUACAUCCACGGCUACGUCUCCGGCCGCAUGUUCAAGUCCUCGAAAGAAACCUCCACUCCCGGUCUCCCCAUCACCAUAGCCGCCAGUUUCCUCGACGGCCUCGUCCUCUCCCUAACCCCCUUCCACAACUCGUGCAACUACCGCUCCGCCAUCGUCUACGGCUACGCUGAACUCGUAGAAGACGCCGACGAAGCACUGUACGCCAUGAAAGCUAUUACUGAUAAUAUGUUGCCGCAGCGCUGGGAGAAGAGUAGGGUGCCCCCGAGUAGUGCGGAGUUGAAGAGUACGAGUAUACUUAGGGUUAGGAUUGAGAGUGCAAGCGCAAAGAUACGGACCGGCGGGCCCAGCGAGGAUAGGAACGAUCUCAAGGAUAAGGAGCUGGUGAAGAAGACGUGGACGGGUGUUGUGCCGUAUUGGGGGACGUGGGGGGAGCCUGUUCCCGGGGAGGAGAAUGGGUGUGAGGAAGUCGAGGGGUAUAUUGAGAGUUGGAAGAUGAGGGAGACGGGGAAGGCAAGGGAGCAUGCUUUUGAGGCUAUUGAAAAGGGUAAAUAA